This is a messenger RNA of Candida dubliniensis CD36, 264 nucleotides long. RefSeq names its product 40S ribosomal protein eS21 (gene RPS21B). Gene Ontology annotation, cellular component: ribosome; cytosolic small ribosomal subunit. The transcript is spliced from 2 exons. Gene Ontology annotation, molecular function: structural constituent of ribosome. The coding region runs from base 1 to 264 and encodes 87 amino acids. NCBI's taxonomy places the organism in Eukaryota, Fungi, Ascomycota, Pichiomycetes, Serinales, Debaryomycetaceae. The record is from RefSeq and is a predicted model, not a curated record. Gene Ontology annotation, biological process: endonucleolytic cleavage to generate mature 3'-end of SSU-rRNA from (SSU-rRNA, 5.8S rRNA, LSU-rRNA); endonucleolytic cleavage in ITS1 to separate SSU-rRNA from 5.8S rRNA and LSU-rRNA from tricistronic rRNA transcript (SSU-rRNA, 5.8S rRNA, LSU-rRNA); translation.
AUGGAAAACGAUAAAGGUCAAUUAGUUGAAUUAUACGUCCCAAGAAAAUGUUCUGCCACCAACAGAAUCAUCAAAGCCAAAGAUCACGCUUCUGUCCAAAUCUCAAUUGCUAAAGUUGAUGAAGAAGGUAGAGCUAUUGCUGGUGACAACAUCACUUACGCUUUAAGUGGUUACGUUAGAGGUAGAGGUGAAGCUGAUGACUCAUUAAACAGAUUGGCUCAACAAGACGGUUUAUUGAAGAACGUCUGGUCUUACUCUCGUUAA